AUGAAGAAGAAGAAGGGAUGGCCGGAUACGACGGAGUGCGCAUUUGGAUUUUUUACUGACUCUUCUUCCACUUUUCAAAUCUGCUUCUCUAACUGUUGUUGUUAUUUUUCACAGCCGUUUGCAAAGGGAAUAGAUGGAGAACUGGGAGAUGGAAGGACGGCGGAGUUGAUUGGGUGUUGGACCGGUAGGCAUAGGCGGAGGAACUGUGAUGGUAGUGGGGAGUUGAGGUCUACGGUUGAGGGCAGAACAAGAAGGGAGAAAGAUGGAUUUUACGCUGUGAUGAAGAACCAAGAGGCAGUGAAUCUUAUCAGGCACAUAGAGGAUCCACAAGAAGCAGCUGAAUGCCUAGCUAAGGAAGCAUUGGUUAGGAGGAGCAAAGGUUUUGAUAUGCAGGAUAGUUUUGAAUAUCCAGAAAAAUGGUUUUGA
Messenger RNA from Vicia faba (fava bean), 426 nucleotides. NCBI's taxonomy places the organism in Eukaryota, Viridiplantae, Streptophyta, Magnoliopsida, Fabales, Fabaceae. The record is from the annotation of a GenBank genome assembly.